Molecule: messenger RNA, 916 nt
Organism: Linderina pennispora
Lineage: Eukaryota; Fungi; Kickxellomycota; Kickxellomycetes; Kickxellales; Kickxellaceae
Exons: 2
Coding region: 213-836 (207 amino acids)
Source: RefSeq, a predicted model, not a curated record
GCAUUCUUUACGUUCUUGGCCUUCUUGGCUUUCAUGCUUGGCGCGCUCGCCGUACCAACAAACAACGCCUCCACAACCAGUGUUGAUGCCAAGAAGACUGCUGCCGCUCCUACCCAUGCUGCUACUCCUGCUUCAAUUGCUUCGGUUCAGACUCCGGUGACUGCCACUUUUUGCCCCGAACCAGCUGUUUGCCAAUACUCCUGAUGACGUCAAUGCAUGCAAGAUUGCUGGAACUCCAACUCAGGCCGCCGCCGAUAACAGACACGCCGGGAAGACUCUGUGCUGUGAUUGUUGCUGCCAGCCGUGCUGCCAGCCGUGCUGCCAGCCGUGUUGCCAGCCGUGUUGCCAGCCGUGCUGCAUUAUCUGCUGCGGUAAGAAGGGCUGCAAGGACUGCUGUUGCCACCAGUGCAUCUGCUGCCAGCCGUGCUGCCACGAAUGCUGCUGUCAUGCUCCUUGCUGCCAGCCUUGCUGCCAGCCUUGCUGCUGCCACCAUGACUGCUGCAACCCGUGCUGCCAUCAUGAGUGCUGCCACCACGAGUGCUGUCACAACGACGGCUGCUGCUGCCACCAUGAGUGCUGCCACCAUGACUGCUGCUGCAAUCCGUGCUGUCACCAGGAAUCAUAUCUGCCACACUGUCAUCCAUACAUUCUGCCCGCCGCCUCCCUGCUGCCAUCAGCCUUGCUGCUGCACUCCUCCGUGCUGCCCCCUCCGUGCUGCCCCCCUCCCUGCUGCCCCCCUCCUUGCUGCCACCAGCCAUGCUGCCAGCAACCUUGCUGCCCUCCUCCAUGCGGCAACCACUACUAAACACCAUAGUGAUGUUGUGACUCGCUCUUAAAAUGCACGUUUACGUCACUACAAUAAUAAUCAUUGCUAAUUGGUUAACAUCUUCAUACUUUUGCAGUGGAUCGUUCGAUA